AUGGCUCGGUUCGUCGAUUUGGAAGUGGAAGAAGGCGGUGACGACGCCCAGGAUCCCAGUAGUCGCUUCGUCGCUGUGCCGCCGCCACCCGGCGCCGGCGUCGAUGACUCCGCUGUCACUACUACGCCGACCGUCUGCAACGCCGUGACCCGCGCCUUUCAGUGCUACCCCAUCGUCGUCGGAGUCGUCUCCCACAUCGACCUGACCACGCUCGACGCCCUCGCCCGCGCAAGCCGCCUGAUCCACAUCGGCCUCGUGCAGUACCGCGCCGCCCUCGUCGCCGCCACCCUGCGCUGCGCCAACGAGCACCUCGCCGUGGACCCGGACGCCACGCUGCGCUUCCGCGUCGCCCGCGCCGAGGUCGCCGGGUCGUCGUCCAAGACGAGCCGAGGGCUGGCGGCGAGCACACUCCGCGAGCGCCACCGCCGUCUCUGCGCGCCGUGCGCCAAGGCGCCCCUCGAGCGCGUCGCCUGUCCUGGCCUCGACAUGGGCUUGCCGGGCAGCGCUGACGCUAUGCGUCGCUCGCUGUGUGACUGCGAGUCUGGCGGCGUCUGGCUGUGCCAGCCCUGCGGUCGCGACAUCCGCAACGCGGACCACGACUACCUCCGCAUCUGGCGCUGGAGGAACCACUACGGCGAGGUCCUCGGGUGUCUCGGCACCGGCAUCGGUGACGCCGACCGCGGCGUCAUAUGCGGCCGCGAGGAGCGCUGCCUCGCCGCGCGCGAGCGCGAGCAGGAAGUCGACUGCGACGCCGAAGACGCCCGCAGCAGCAGCUCCAGCAGCCGCACGCCCUCGACUGCCUCGGAACACCAGCCCGCCACCCCUCCCGGCGGCACCACCACCGGCGGCUCCUACUUUCCUACCGUGUUCAGCGGCACACCGCCGGACCCAAACUCCAUCGAGGCGCUCGUCGCCGAGUACGCGCGCACCCCGUCGCCGCCGCUGUCGCUCGGCCCCGGGUACGCGCGCCACGAGAUCGAGGGCAUCGGCGGCGUGGUCAAGCGCAAGCUGGUGCGCAUGGUGCGCGUCGGCCGGUGCGUGCCGGAGUGGGAGGAGGAGCGCGCGUCGGUGGCGCGCGUGCUGGGUCGCGAGGCGCGCGGCGAGGCGCGCUCCUGGUGCGGAUGGUGCUGGCGCGUGGUGCCCGGUCGGCGCGACCUGCUGCCCGGCGGGGACGGUGCCGGUGACGGCGGAAGCAGCUUGCCGGUGCGACCGACACAGACGCAGAGUCGGCCCCCGCUCAUGCCGGUGCGCGCGCGUGCCUAA
Messenger RNA from Cordyceps fumosorosea ARSEF 2679, 1263 nucleotides. RefSeq lists its product as hypothetical. Lineage: Eukaryota; Fungi; Ascomycota; Sordariomycetes; Hypocreales; Cordycipitaceae. The transcript is spliced from 4 exons. Bases 1 to 1263 code for a protein of 420 amino acids. The record is from RefSeq and is a predicted model, not a curated record.